UCUUCUUCUCUUUCUUCUCCCCCGUUCCUCCUCACCCUCCUGCUGGCCUGCAGCCGAGCCCCUCUCCGCGGUUGUUAUCUCUUCAGAGGACCUGUCAGAACGCUGCUCCGAGAAUUCAGAAAGAAACGGCAGCAUCAACGGCCACCGCCCCCGCUCCACCCGGCCGGGCCCGGCCGGGUCAUGACUCUGCCCUCCACCCGUCCCUGGAGCAGGAUCUGCUGACCUGCGGCCAGUGCCAGGCCACCUUUCCCCUGGCGGACAUCCUGCUCUUCAUCGAGCACAAGAGGAAGCGCUGCAACGGGCCGCCGUGCCUGACCGUGGGUCGGGGGCUGGACAAGCCGCCCUCGCCCUCCCCGGGCCUGGCCCUCACCCCGUCGCCGGCACUGGGCAACCUUCGCAGCCGGAGGCCCGUGGAAGUGGGCGUCCAGGCCACGUUGGCCGAAGAAGACGACGAUCGGUUCUUGAUACCACGAGGGAUUUUCCCCAAA
Cynoglossus semilaevis (tongue sole) is the source of this 488-nucleotide messenger RNA. Its product is annotated as B-cell lymphoma/leukemia 11A-like. The transcript has a single exon. Lineage: Eukaryota; Metazoa; Chordata; Actinopteri; Pleuronectiformes; Cynoglossidae. Gene Ontology annotation, molecular function: DNA-binding transcription factor activity; RNA polymerase II cis-regulatory region sequence-specific DNA binding. Gene Ontology annotation, biological process: negative regulation of dendrite development; regulation of transcription by RNA polymerase II. The annotation marks the transcript as partial. Gene Ontology annotation, cellular component: nucleus. The record is from RefSeq and is a predicted model, not a curated record.